Aspergillus mulundensis is the source of this 1494-nucleotide messenger RNA. RefSeq names its product PHP domain protein. The record is from RefSeq and is a predicted model, not a curated record. The coding region runs from base 1 to 1494 and encodes 497 amino acids. The transcript has a single exon. Gene Ontology annotation, molecular function: 5'-3' RNA exonuclease activity; 5'-3' DNA exonuclease activity. Lineage: Eukaryota; Fungi; Ascomycota; Eurotiomycetes; Eurotiales; Aspergillaceae.
AUGAGACUCUGGACCCUCUUCUCCCUCGCAGCUCUGGCCGCUGCAUGCGCAGACCAUGGCCCUGGCCAUGACGCAGCCCCCAAAGACCGCGACACCUUCACGGGGCGUCUCUACCCGUCCGCCGUGGCAGAGUACACGUACAUCCCAUUCGACGUCCCCGGCGGCACGACCUCGAUCCGCGUCUCAUACGCCUACACAAACGCCACCUCGAGCAAAGUGGACAUUGGCGUUUUCGACGAACGCGGGUACGAGAUCGAGGACGCGCGUAAUGCGACGACGGGCUUCCGCGGGUGGUCGUUCAACCUGUUACGCAACUUCACCUUCACGCCUGCCGAGACGACGCCGAUGUAUGUGGGUGGUCCCGUGGCGUCGGGAACGUGGCAUGUGCUUGUUGUGAAUACGCAGAUCGCGGGGUCGUACGUCGACUACAAUGUCACUGUCGAGUAUGGGUAUGAGGCCAUUGCGGGCCCGCGAUUCUCGGCGCAGUAUGCGGCGUCGGAUCUGGGGCUUGACGCGGGCAGGCGCGCGCGCUUGGAUAGCGGUGAUGGGCUGGUCUGGCUUCGGGGCGACUUCCACGUGCACACGACGUACUCGGACGGGUCGUAUACGCCGGCGCAGCAGGUCGAGCAUGCGGUGCAGCAGGGGCUGGACUUCUACAUCUCGACGGAGCAUAACAGCCGCAGCGGGAAUGAUGUGAUGGGUGCGUUUGCGCCGGACGAGCUGGGCUUGCUCGUUGGGCGGGGGAUGGAGGUCACGACGCGGUUUGGGCACUGGCAGGCUGUUGGGCUGGAGGCCGGGCAGACGGUUGAAUGGCGGUAUGGGCCAGAUGGCGGCAAUGGCACUGAUACUGGGUACGCUGAUGCAGCUGCGCAGGUGCAUCGCGCUGGCGGGUUUGUGUCCGUGAACCACCCGUACAUGCCGUGCAAGGAGUGCAUCUGGAAUCUGGACGCGGAGUUCAAGUACAAUGAUGCCAUUGAGAUAUGGAACGAUGGGGUCGAGCAGGAGAUUAAUGAAGCUGCCAUUGCGCUCUGGCAGAGCCUGCUUGUGAAGGGGCGUCGGAUUACAGGACUCGCGGGGAGCGACUCGCAUCAUCCGCCGAGCAUGGUUGGGCGGCCCUGCACCAGGGUCAAAGCAAGCUCGCUGAGCACGGCGGCAGUUGUCGAGGGCGUCAAGCGGCGACGGGUAUAUAUCGCCGAGCAGUCUGACAUGGAGAUUGACUUUACCGUCACCGUCAAUGGCACCGGGACGCUGGCGCAGACUGGCGAUGCUGUCGAGACCAACGGCAAGUCUGCAACUGCCCGACUCGCAACCAGUGGUUUCGAUGGCCACAUGGCCUGCUUCAUCACGGAGAAGGGAUACCUGCUCAACAAGACGGUCUCUGACAGCGAGCCUCUGUCGCUGGGGGUUGCGGCAGGGACCGAGUUCCUGAGGGUAGAGCUGCGAAACUCUACGGGGACGUAUACCGGUCUGACGAAUCCUAUUUUCUUCGAAUAG